UAGUCAAACGAAUCAAACCAACGUCGUCCGGUCGAGAGCUACACAGCAUUAAUUGGCCGAAACCGUUCAUUGUGCUUAAACCACAUUGUGUAUACGAUUAUAAUUUAAUAGUGAUGUAAAAUUGUUACGAGGUGAUAAAUUUUAUGGAUAAUAUUCUCAAAAACGGAGAAUACUCGGUAGGUACCUACGCAGAUCGCGCCCGACCGUGACCGAGACUUAAACGUCCGCCGCUUCGCCUCGAGUUCGUCUGACUGUGCCGGGGCGAUAAACACAAAAAUAACAACGACUACAACAACAACAACAACAACAACAAAAACAACACAAACACAUAAUAAUAUUAUAUUAUAGUAACCCGUUUGGCGGCGUCGGUGUCGGUAGGUAUAUCGGCAACCGCAGGAACAGGAGCAGGAGCAACGGUGUCACCGCCGCGGUCCAUUGUCUGCGCGCACGUUCAUUGUGUCGUCGACCGUCACCGCACAGCGACACGCCGCACAUCAUCGUCGUCGUCGUCGUCAUUUGGCUCGACCAUGGACCCAGCGACGGUCGCGCUGAUAUUGUUGUCGUUCUCGGCGCUCGCCAUUGCUGGCACCGGCAAACCGCGCGGCGCGUUCGGUUACCCGGACGACGAUCACGUGAUCAUCACUCAGUACGGGCCGAUGCGGUACGAACCGAUCACGGCCGACCAGAUGAACAGACCGUACGACGCCGACGACGGCGGCGCGAAGACCGCUCCGUCCGGCCGCGGCUACUACAAGGCCGAGGUGAUACCGUUGGACAUGAACACCUGGAAGCCCGCGGCCGGCGCCGACGGCCACUGGGUCGGCAGAUCGGCCGCCGGUGGCCGGGCCGAUUCGUUCGACGUGCCGCUCCGGGUCGGAUAUUCGGUGCGUCCCGCGGCCCGACGACGCCGGCACGAUUACCUGUUGAUGGGUUAUCGGCCGAGACCGCAACAACCGCAGUGGAACCAUCGCGAUCCGCAGCCGGUCGUCCCGCGGCGACGCGUCGACACCGCCGUCCCGUUGGAGGUACCGAUCCGACCGCGGUUUUUUGAAGGAAGGGCACAGUUUGCCUGAAGCCUGAUACAAUGAACCAAUAACGAACUAUGAGCACUGUGUGUGGACAUAAGAUUUAAAAUCAUGUAUGUGUAUAUGUGUUAAUUCUACGCUGAUAAAACUCUUUACUUAUUACUCGUUAUGUAUACCGACGAAGUAAAUAUUAUAUGUGGUACAUUAUUUUAAUAUUGUGAUUUUAUGUCGAUGUUCUGAUUUUUAUAUUUUAUGUGUUACUCUAUAAUAAAUCGUAAUACAAAAAUGGAAUACGUCUUACGCUUAACAAUACAAAUAAAAUAAACGAUUCCUCCCAAAACAUAAUAAUAUGUUACAAUAAUAGUAAUAGUUAAAAUUAAUGAUAAUUAUUAUUAUGCUAAUUGCUUCUAAAAAAUAACUCUGUUAUACGUUUAAGUAUAUUAUGUUUUAUUGUUGAAAUAGUAAUAAUGAUAAUAUUAUGAUGAUAUUAUGUUGAUGUCAGCAGGAGUGAUCUAAAUUAUUUUAAAUUUAAGCUAUGUUAUUGUCGUUAUCAGCGUACUUACCUAUAGAACUAUGUCAUAAAAAACAAUGUAUUAAACUACUUUAAUAGGCAAUAAACAACUAAUAACUAAAAUACACUUUUCUCGACCUAGAUAUUAAUUAAAAAAUGAUUUAUUUUAUUUAGUAAAAACUAGUUUUGGUAAUUAAUUUAUUACGUAUCCGUGUGUGAAUAUUUUUGUACGUAAUAUAUUUUGUACUUAUA
Molecule: messenger RNA, 1788 nt
Organism: Aphis gossypii (cotton aphid)
Lineage: Eukaryota; Metazoa; Arthropoda; Insecta; Hemiptera; Aphididae
Exons: 3
Coding region: 528-1073 (181 amino acids)
Source: RefSeq, a predicted model, not a curated record